CAAUAACUUUUGCCUUUAUCUAUCCACCAGCAUCUGCGGUGACUCUUGCUCGCCGAGGGACAGACGACUCAAUAGGAUUAGAAUCUUCACCUUAUCACAUCGUCUCCAGUAACCUUUGUGAUCCUAAUGUAAAGCAGAUUAAUCCCUACAGCUGGAACAAUGCAUCUAAUUUGCUGUUCGUGGAUCAGCCUAUCGACGUCGGGUAUUCCUUUGGUAAAGGCAUUGCAAAUUCAACGGUGGAAAUUGUCGCUCCGCUAUAUACAUUCCUGCAACUGUUUCUUGUCAGGUUCCCAGAAUAUUCGAAACAAGACUUCCAUUUCUUCGGGGAAUCUUUUGCAGGACAUUAUGUAUCGGCCACGGCAAAAUAUAUAUGCGAUAUGAACCAACUAAUUUUGGAAAAGAAAGAGGAGGGAAUUGCGAUUAACCUCCAAUCUGUGGGAAUAGGAAAUGCCGAUAUCGAUGCUGCUUCAUAUCCAACCUUUGCGCGUUACAGUUCUUAUGGUCAGCUUGUGUCAAGUGAUGUUAUUGGACAGAUGGAAAGUUAUCUUCCAAAAUGCAAAGAGCUAUUGGACAAAUGUGAUGUGACGAACAAUGACACUGAUUGUGCAUCCGGCUUCAAUUAUUGUAAUCUCUACAUAUUAGGAACCUUUGAUGCUAAUUCUGGCCUUAACGAUUACGACGUUCGGCUGCCUAAUACCACUGAUGAAGUACCAAACGAUUUCGUAAAUUACAUAAACCAUACUAAUGUGAAAGAGGCAAUUGGUGCAAAAGGGGAAGAAGCUCUAAGAACUACAUCAGUUAUCUCUUAG
Molecule: messenger RNA, 809 nt
Organism: Acaulospora colombiana
Lineage: Eukaryota; Fungi; Glomeromycota; Glomeromycetes; Diversisporales; Acaulosporaceae
Source: the annotation of a GenBank genome assembly